This is a messenger RNA of Cladocopium goreaui, 1185 nucleotides long. Lineage: Eukaryota; Dinophyceae; Suessiales; Symbiodiniaceae. The record is from the annotation of a GenBank genome assembly.
AUGGCAUCCAAACUUGCUACAGUCGAUGAGCUGAGUGACGCUGAGCCGGCCAAACACCCGAAGCCAAGGCCCAAACGUCGCAGUCUCAAUGUCCACAACCUUGGAAGGAAGCGAGCUUUCCAUGUACGUGACCCUGCUUCAAAUGACCGUGAUGAGUGGUGCCCAUAUGAUGGACGUUACACAACCAAAGAAAAACGGGCCCCAUCUGAUGCAUGGAUCAAAGUACAUGCUUUUUUGACCCAGCUCUAUGCAGAGGCUGGGGAGGCCAUUCCUGAUGGAUGGAAUUCAAACAAGAGGCCACGGAGUGGGUCUACAAAGCUGGAUUCUCCAGGUUUGGAUAGGACAGAGAUGCGUCAUUUGCCUCAUGCUACGAUCUCUGACUACUGGCGCCAAUGUGUGGAUGCCCAUCCCGGUGUGGUGAUCAGCCGGAAACUAGCACAACAUGCCAUGCUGAAAAAGCAUUUGGAUCGACAACACAGAGACAGACAGGUUUACUAUGCUGCGAGGGCUAGAUCCAGAUUGGGUGCCACUACGACGGCUGAGAUCCUUUGCCAUGGCCUCGGAAAGUUGGCGGACAAAGUGGAUUUUCGCUCAGACAUUGAUGCUCUUUUCUCCAAUCUGAGAAAUCACAUUGAAACAAACCGGGAACUUUGGACCCCUUUUGCUUUCCGAAACUGCAUUCGUGACUUUUUCGAAGAUGCAAGCCACCGCCCCUACGAGCCCAUGAGAUCAGUUGAACUGCUCACCCGCUACAAAGAUUGGACAAAUUGGCUUUCCCAUCACUUCGAGCAUGCCCAGUUGACUGGUAUCGGAGGCCCAGGUGCCCCACAUGUGAUACGCUUGGAGCGUAUUGGAUCUUCAGGAGUGUCGCGGGACUCAGUGGAUUCACACUUCUGGGACCGACGGGAAUACACGCCAAGCCCAUCAGAUGUCAUCAUGAGGACGAAGCAAUGGAUGAGUGAUGGCACUUGGCACCCCACGACCUUUCUUUUCCUUCCAGCCUCAGUUGCACAGAGAGCCCAAGGUCAGGAUCCUUUCGACAUGCACGAUGCUGCCCAACAACUUGAGGAUUUGUCCUAUGGAUUUACUGAUCCUUCUUGUUUGGACGUGAGCUGGUGGGGUCUUACCAAAUGUUAUCAAUCUGCUUCACCAACUUUUGAACUUGCGUUUAAAACUUGUUUUUGA